Molecule: messenger RNA, 3845 nt
Organism: Hydra vulgaris (swiftwater hydra)
Lineage: Eukaryota; Metazoa; Cnidaria; Hydrozoa; Anthoathecata; Hydridae
Source: RefSeq, a predicted model, not a curated record
UUAGAAAAAAAAUUAAUUAAAUAUAACAAAUAGAUGUAUAAUGGGAUUCCUUCUCCAUGUAGAUCUAACAUGGAAUGGAGGGUUAUUUUGGAAAAUGUACAUAAAUCACGAAGAAUUCAAGAUUCAGAGAAAAAAUCCAGAUCAGAAGAACUGGAAAUUUUAAAAGCAAAGUUAAAACAUUUUCAUCAAGAGGUUCACAAUCUGAAAUGUGAGCUUCAAUCUACAAAACAAAAGCUUGAGAGUUACGAAGUUGUUAUAGAGGAUUUAAAAGCAAAAAAUGAACUGAAUGAAAAGAAUUUUGUUAUCAAGGAAAAAAAUCUAAAAACAACAAUUUGCAAACUAGAGUUAGAUAAUAGAAACCUUACAAAAAAGCAGAAACAUGAACAUCUUGAAGUUGAAAAAGAAUACAAAAAUGCCAUUACUCAACUGGAAAUGGAGAAAGAGCAUCUUUGUAUCUCUGUGCUGAAUUUACAAAAACUACUAAACGAAAUUAAAAAUAAAAAUGAAGACAUGGCUACUGCAAAACUAUUAACAAACUCUAAGGCAGAACUAUCUAAGCUUAGAAUAUUGUACGAAUCAAGUGAACGCGAUAGACUUUCUGAACGAAAAGAGAAACUUUCAGUGAUGCAAAACAUGAUUCAGUUAACCAAAAAGCUUUCAGAUCUAGACAAUGAACAAGAGUAUAAAAAGGCAGAGGAAUUUGCUAAUAUUAAGUAUGUUCGUUUAUUUGAAAAGUAUCAAGCUGCCAUGUUAAAAUUAAGAAGCUUUUAUGAAACUGCAGAGUAUGAGAAAAAAGAGCUAAAAAAGAAAUACUUGGACGAAAUUUGUAGUCUGAAGAUUCGUUUUGAGAAAGAAUUGAGAGACAUUUAUACAGAAAAAAUAACUGCCCAAGAAUCACUCGAACUAUUUUUAAAGAACAAUCAAUUUUGUAGCACAAUCUAUGAUGAUGUCAUUGAGGAAGAGAAUUCUAAAGAUAAACCAAAAGAAGUUAGCGGUGAAUUUAAUGUACCUGAUAAACAGAUCCUUGAUGAUUUGUUUAAUCAAUAUAGUGGGAUUUACAAAAGAUGUGAGGAAAACAGCAACUUGUUAAAAGGAAAAAAUAUAGACGGACACACUUCAGAGAUUAAUAAGAAGUCACCAGAAGAAAAUCCUGUUUUGAAAAUAGAUCAUCAAGCAGAUUGUCAAGUUGAAAUAAAAGAUCCAGCUAUAAAAGAUUUAGCUAUAAAUGAUCCAGCUAUAAAUGAUCCAGCUAUAAAAGAUCCAGCUAUAAAUGAUCCAGCUAUAAAAGAUCCAGCUAUAAAUGAUCCAGCUAUAAAUGAUCCAGCUAUAAAUGAUCUAGCUAUAAAAGAUCCAGCUAUAAAUGAUCCAGCUAUAAAAGAUCCAGCUAUAAAUGAUCUAGCUAUAAAAGAUCCAGCUAUAAAUGAUCCAGCUAUAAAAGAUCCAGCUAUAAAAGAUCCAGCUAUAAAAGAUCCAGCUAUUAAAGAUCCAGCUAUAAAUGAUCCAGCUAUAAAAGAUCCAGCUAUAAAUGAUCUUGAAAUUGCAGAAAGAGCUUUUAAAAGUCAAAUCGAAAGUCUGUUAGAUGAAAUAAAGCAUUCUUCUAUUAAGCUUCAACAAAUCACUGACGAUGUUGAUUCCUAUAAAACUGAGAUUGCUGAUUUAAGAAAAGAAAAGAAAGAUUUAGAAGAGCUAUCAAAAAGUCAACUUGCACAAAUAUUCAAUUUAAAUGAAACCAUUUCUUCUUUGACACACAAUUUAAAAAUGGCUGAAUUAUCUAUUGAAAGUUUGAACAAUCAUUCGAAGGACAUUGAGAUUUCAAGAUUAGAGACUGAUUUUAAAGAAAUGGAAGAAAAUUUUUGUAGUGCAAAAGAGUCUUGUAAAGAGUUAAACACUGAAAUUAAUGAGCAGAAGAUUCUUACUCAACAAAAAGAAAUUGAACUUGUGUUUCUUAAAAAAAAGCUAAUUGAACUGGAGCAGACAAAUGAAACAAUUGCAUUGCAACUUAAGCAUUCGGAAGAAGAGUGUGGUAUUUUACAGAAUACUUUAAAUGACAAAGAGAAUACAUUGCUAGAAUGUAAUGCCAUGCAUAUGCAUUGUAAUGAAAACCUUGAGUUGCUGAAAAAAGAAAUUACCAUUCUUGAAGUUCGUUUACAAGAAAAACUUGAUUUGUUAUCUUCUAAAGCUCUAGAAAUUGAAUUAAUUCAAACGGAACUACUUGCAACAAAGUAUCUUUUAUCAGAAGAAGAAAAAAAGUCAGAAGAGCUUGACAAAGCUCUAAAAAAGAUAGCAGAGAAUAUGGAAGAAAAAAAGACAGAAGAGUUUGUUGAAAAUCUAAAAAAGAUAUCAAAGAAUAUGGAAGAAAAAAAGAUAGAAGAGCUUGACAAAACUAUAAAUAAGGCAUCAGAGAAUAUGGAAGAAAAAAAGUCAGAAGAGCUUGACAAAAAUCUAAAAAAAAUAUCAGAGAAUAUAGAAGAAAAAAAUAUAAAAGAGUUUGACAAAACUAUAAAUAACACAUCAGAGAAUAUGGAAGAAAAAAAGUCAGAAGAUCUUGAUGAAAAUCGAAAGAAGACAUCAGAGAGUAUGGAAAAAAAAAGGACAGAAGGGCUUGACAAAAAUCUAAAAAAAAUAUCAAAGAAUAUGAAAGAAAAAAAGAGAGAAGAGCUGGACAAAACUCUAAAAAAAAUAUCAGAGAAUAUGGAAGAACAUUCUAAAAUAAACUUAGAUGAAAAUCAUAAAAAUGAAAUUGAAAGUUUUAAAGUAGAAAAUGACAUGAAAAUAAAAAACUGUUCAAAUAAGUUGCAGAUGAAUGCAGAUGAUUUGAAUAAUUCUGUUGAUGGAUUGAAAAAUGCUACUGAUAGAUUCUGUGAUAUAUCUAAUGAGUCACAGUGUAAUGCUGAUGGGUUAGCGUGUUUAAACAAUUUGAUUGUUGAUAAUGAAAUUUUUUCAAAGUAUUUAGAAGAACAAAGUUAUCUUUUAAAUAACACAAAGCUGGAGAAUCAGAAUUUAAAAAUACAGCUGCAGGAGCUUUAUGCCACUAUUAUGGUUUAUGACAAUUCACUUGAAGAGAAAAAAAAGUUUAAUGAGGAAAUGCAUGUCAGGUGGAAAACAGAAAGUAAAAUAAAAAAGGAAUUUGAACAAGAAAUCUUAUUGCUAAAGGAGCAUGUUAAAUUGUUAAACGAUGAAAUCAAACAAUAUGAAAUCAAACUUAAAACAAAAGACGAAGAAAUGGAAAAAUUAAAUGAAGAGUUACUUAUGCUCCAAAAAACACAUCAUUACCAACAGAGUAACAUGUUGUUAGAAAAAAAAGCAAUUGAAUCUCUAGAAAACCAGAUUAAAAAGAUUAAUGAAGAUCACAGCAUUGCUCUUCACGAAUUAAAUACCACUCAGCUUUUGAACCAAAUGUUACAGGCAAGAGUAAAGGAGUUGCAGAGAUGGCAAAACAACAUUGAAGUUGAUUUUUUUAAAUAUAAGGACAACUUAAGUCCACAUCAAAUGAUUGAAGAAAAUCUGAAAUCACGUGACAAAUUUUUUACUGAUUGCUUGGUACAAGUGAAAGAAAAAAUUUCUAAGUUUAAUGAUAACUCUAACAACAACCUUAAAGAAUAAAAUAACAUUCAAUUUAAUGGACUGAUUAGUAGUAUUACGCAUCCUUCUUAUCAGCAAUUAUUUAAAAUAUAUUAUGGCAAGAUGGAUUACUGUGCGCAAAAAAGUCAAAUUUAAUUGUUUGGUUUUCAAACAUUGUUAAUUUAGAGAUAAAACUUGUAAAUAAAAUAGUGUAAAUACAUAUUUAUUUUUUCAAAUUAUAUUAAUUUUUUUAAUUGUAUGUAAAAGGAGUAAAAAAUAUGAAA